This is a messenger RNA of Neltuma alba, 1926 nucleotides long. RefSeq names its product probable acyl-[acyl-carrier-protein]--UDP-N-acetylglucosamine O-acyltransferase, mitochondrial. The transcript is spliced from 11 exons. NCBI's taxonomy places the organism in Eukaryota, Viridiplantae, Streptophyta, Magnoliopsida, Fabales, Fabaceae. Gene Ontology annotation, molecular function: acyl-[acyl-carrier-protein]-UDP-N-acetylglucosamine O-acyltransferase activity. Bases 262 to 1302 code for a protein of 346 amino acids. The record is from RefSeq and is a predicted model, not a curated record. Gene Ontology annotation, biological process: lipid biosynthetic process.
GUGAAUUCAAAUUUUCAAUCCAAUGUCUUGCUUGUAUCGACUCAAACACUAGAAUCCCUUCUGCGAGUAUAUAUGGCAUAGAUCAAAGUGCUGUAAAAGAGCAAUUCCCUUUUGUGAGUUGUGAGGUAAAUCGCAUUUGUACUUUUGUUGGGUAGUUUCAGGCAUAUGACAUUUCUAUUCGGGUGAGUUUGGUUUUGAAGAUAGAUUGCAUUUUGUGAGUUGUGAGGUGGAAGCUCAGGGAAGACGAGGCCGCACACGAACAUGUUUGAAUAUCUUCUCAAACUUCGCGGGCCCUAUUUAUCAACCCGCCAAAGCUCGCUCUUAUACUGUCGCUGCUUCUCAUGUUUUGUCUAUCAUCCCUUAGAUGCUGCCCAGAAUAAGAGGAUGGAAGCUUCAGAUAGAGGGACUUCAAGCUUAAUUCACCCCAGUUCGAUUGUUCAUCCCGAUGCCAUCAUUGGCGAGGGGGUUUCCGUAGGACCUUUUUGUUCUGUGAGUUCCUCCGCAAAGCUUGGCCAUUUUUGUAAGCUAUAUCCAGGAAGCCAUAUUUUUGGAAGUACUGAAUUAGGAAACAACUGUACUUUGAUGACCGGUGCAGUUGUUGGUGACGAUCUUCCUGGAUGUACAAUCAUCGGAAGAAAUAAUAUAAUAGGGUAUCAUGCUGUAAUUGGUGUGAAAUGUCAAGACUUGAAAUAUAAGCCAGAGGAUGAAUGUUUCCUGGAAGUUGGUGACAACAAUGACAUUAGGGAACAUACUUCAAUCCACCGAUCUUCAAAGUCAACUGAUGCAACCGUUAUUGGGGAUAACAAUCUCAUCAUGGGAUCUUGUCAUAUUGCCCAUGAUUGCAAGAUUGGUAACGACAAUAUUUUUGCAAAUAAUACUCUUCUAGCUGGGCAUGUCGUAGUUGAGGACUAUGUUCACACUGCAGGUGCCGUCGUUGUUCACCAAUUCUGCCAUCUUGGCUCCUACUCUUUUCUUGGUGGUGGUUCUGUGGUUUCACAAGAUGUCCCCAAAUACAUGAUGGUGUCUGGAGAAAGAGCUGAACUUCGUGGUCUAAAUGUAGUGGGCCUUACUCGAUGUGGAUUCAGCAAUACAGAGAUCAGGAGCCUUAGAACAGCUUAUAGAAAGAUAUUCAUGCCCUCAUAUUCAAAUACGAGGUCCUUUGAAGAAAGGCUUGCUGAUGUGGAGAAGCAUGAAGAAUUGACUCACUUUCCUGCUGUGCGUACAAUGUUGAAAUCUAUCCGUGAUUCUUUUGUAGAAGAUCGACGCGGAAUAUGCAAGUUCAGUGACUUGAUUAGCUCUUGAAGCAUGAUAAAGAGAGCAUACACACACGGAUAUACCAAGAGGUGUUCUGGCAACUGUGUAAAGUCAGUGUACACUGAAGCAAUUUUGGCAUGAAGAGUAGUUAUUACGAUAUUAAGAAGAAAAAUAUUGAUGGAAACGAUGAAUUCUUGUAGGUUUCCAAAUAUUGAUUUCUGAAACGGAGAUUUCAAGAGGUAUAGUAGUGCCAGUACAGUUUUGCAUUAAUGGCGUAGCUACUUCUAUUCUGUAUAAUCUUUAGACCAUAAGAACUUCAAAUUAUGGUAUGAAGCGAGUUGCUUUCUUCUUACCAAUUGUAAUUUUGGAUUCAAGUAAUUGACUUGAGCAGUUACGUGGGAAUGUGUCAGAUUCUAAAUCCAGAUAAUGCAGGAUCAUUUGGCAGCCCGUUUUUGUCUUGUUAUGACAAUCAUUUCUGCGUUCAACGGCCGAUUGAUUUUGGACUCCAAGUUUUCCCCUUCUUGAUUUGAUUGUUCGGGAUCUAAAGAGAUCAUUUAAUGCUAAUGUAAUCUAUAUUGAUUAGUGCCUUAAAUUGUUUAUAGUAUACUCCUUUGAUAGCUCUGAUUGGAAUUAUUGGGCAGAUAAGAUAUAGCACACUCUGAUAUUGACUUA